AUGUUCAAGGCAAUAUGGCAUUCUGCAGCAGGCCCGGCAGAUCAGACUACACCCAAGGCGGCAGGUCACUCUGUCGCGACCGAACGUAAUCCUUUCGAUGACUCACUGUCACCGUCGCCUGCUCAUCAGAACGGGACAAAAUCUCCCAUGCGAUCCCUGCCUGCCUCUCGCAAGAACAGCCACCAGCUGUCACAGUCGCCUCUGACAGCGGGCGCAUCAGGAGCCACACUUGAGCCUCAGCAGGCCAACAUUCCAUCCGGUCUCAGGACGCCAACGAGCUCCUACAAAGCCUCGCCCUCGUUCAGCUCUAUAGACACACUCCUCACGCCGGGAGGCAGUCGCAAGGUCACACCAGGCGCGAUCAAGACCAACGCCAACUUCACUACUGCGCCUGCUACCACCCAGUUGAGCAGGCAAGAGCCUAGCUUCACGUUUACCACCCAACCCGGCGCUGCGGCUGCCUUGCAGAAGAAGCAGAAGGAGCAGAAGGAGCAGAUACAGACCGCCUCUGUGGGAGCGACCAUACCGCCUACGCAAUCUGCUAGCACAGCACAGCCGUUCAGCCUCAUGUCGCCACCAAAUGCAGUCAAGAAGAAUAGCGUCGCUGCGGAGCCUACCGCGGUGGCCGGCAAACCUGCCGCGCUAGACGCUAGACAAGCCAAACCGAAUAGUCUGCUUUUGCCACCCACGCCGACGACCCUGGCUGGUCUCACUUCUGGCCUGACGACGCCCGGGCUUGUCACACCGGGCGCUCAGCCAGGCACAUCGACAGGUCUCAAAGGCAGACUUACUCUCGUGCUCAAGCAAGCGCGUAAUUUGGCAGUGACCUCCUCGAGUGCACGGCCCUAUGUCGUCAUCUCGCUCGAUCAGAACGAAUUCGUUUCCCCAGAACCGAGCGACGAUAUCCACGAUCAAGAUUCGGACACUGCCACUCCGGCUUCGGACCAGAUGAAGCUUGAUCCACCCGUACUGCACUCAGCUGGCGCGGAUCCGGACGAUACCGCGAGAGCGAGCGCAGGCGUGAGCGAUCAGAAGCGAAACAGGCCGCCGCCGUCUUCACCGGGUGCACCACAGAUGAACGAUCUCUUCUGUCUGGUCGGCAACAACCCGGCAUGGAACCAUGAAGUCAUUUUUGAUAUCGUUCACGAAACGACUCCCAUCGUCUUCACUGUCUACGACCGUGCGAGUGAUGACGAGGGUUUCCUCGGGAUAGUGGAACUUCGCCCGAAGCUCAUCAGUGGACGGAUAACGGACGAGUGGUACAAGCUCAAGUCUAGAGAAGACGAAGAGGUCACUGGCGAGAUCCGUGUGCACAUGCGCUACGAACGUCUAGAGCAUAGCAAGCGAGGGCUAGCAGUCAAGGACUUUGAUUUCUUGCGGAUGAUCGGGCGAGGGACCUUUGGUCGAGUUUUCCAAGUUCGCAAGGUGGACAGCAAGCGAAUCUACGCGAUGAAGGUGCUCAGCAAGAAAGAGAUUGUGGCAAAAAAGGAAGUUGCGCAUACGAUCGGCGAGCGCAAGAUCCUCCAACGGUCAUCCGAAUGCCCAUUUCUGCUCGGUCUCAAGUUCAGCUUCCAGUCUGCUACCGAGCUCUUCCUCGUCAUGGACUACAAGCCAGGUGGCGAACUAUUCCAUCACCUUCAGCGCGAAGGCCGAUUCACCGAGGACCGAGCAAGAUUCUAUACCGCAGAGAUUGUCCUCGCGUUUGAGCAUCUUCAUAAGUUCGAUAUCGUCUACCGCGAUCUCAAGCCGGAGAACAUCCUGCUCGAUGCGACAGGCCAUCUCUGCUUGUGCGACUUUGGAUUGUCCAAACCGGACCUGCCGUCCGAUGCGCUCACCAAUACAUUCUGCGGCACGACUGAAUACCUUGCGCCCGAGGUUCUGCUCGAUGAUCAUGGCUACUCGAAACUCGUCGAUUUCUGGAGCUUGGGCGUCCUGCUGUUCGAGAUGUGCUGCGGCUGGAGUCCGUUCUACGCCGAAGACACCCAGCAGAUGUAUAAGAACAUCUGCUUCGCAAAGCUCAGGCUCCCCAAAGGAACCUUUUCGGCAGAAGGCAAAGAUUUUGUGAAAGGACUGCUCAACCGCAACCCGAAGCAUCGACUAGGCGCGCAGCACGAUACUGGUGAUCUCAAGGCUCACGCAUUCUUUGCGUCUGUCGACUGGGAGGCGUAUCUAGCCAGGCACAUCACGCCGCCUUUCAAACCGCAUGUCGAGUCCGACGAAUCGGUCGCCAACUUUGACCCGGAAUUUACAGACGUCGACGUGCUGACCGAAGCACCCUCAGCUGUCAACUUUGACGAGGAAGAUCUCUCGGAGGCUUGGCUCGAUCAGGCUGCUUCAAUGCCAACCAACGGGUCUGUUCCUAUCGAUGGGGCCAAGCAUGGCAAAUCUCGGCGAGGAGCGACGUCUGGAUCACCUCUGACUGGUAGCGUCCAGGACGCAUUCCGCGGCUUCUCGUACACCGGCGAGUCGAUGCUUUCGCACGGUCUAUCGUCGCUGCACAUGUCAAACCUCGACGAGGAUGAAGAAGGCAGGCGCGAGCUGGCGCGACUGGGCAGCGAAUGGCCAGACGAAGCGCCUGGUCAGUAUGACGAGCCGGUCCACCGACAGCGAAACAACAGCUCUGGCAUGUCCUUCGCUGGCUGCUUCUGUCUGUCUUUCUUACGAACUGCUCCUUCAUGUAACGGUUAUCUCGCUCGAGCAAGGCCUAGACGUCUUUUAGUGCACUUGUACAGCUACAAUGAACAAUCACUGUCCGCGUCUCGUCUCGCGCACAUGCGAUGCUCUGUGCGAUAA
Mixia osmundae IAM 14324 is the source of this 2793-nucleotide messenger RNA. RefSeq lists its product as uncharacterized. Bases 1 to 2793 code for a protein of 930 amino acids. The transcript is spliced from 7 exons. The record is from RefSeq and is a predicted model, not a curated record. Lineage: Eukaryota; Fungi; Basidiomycota; Mixiomycetes; Mixiales; Mixiaceae. Gene Ontology annotation, biological process: protein phosphorylation. Gene Ontology annotation, molecular function: ATP binding; protein serine/threonine kinase activity.